GUCAGUGCCGGGCCUUUUAUUUGAAAACUGCUCACCGGAAGUAUUUAUACCGGCUCGCUCCUCGGAGUCUUUUCCAACCGCUGCGAAAGUUUUAGUGGAAGUUUACCGUUUGUUUCUCCUCCAGGUUUCGUCCGAUGAGCUGAGUUCAGCUCGCGACCCCCGGCCUGAGCGCGAGAUGAGCGGACACACGGUCCCGGUGGACUUCUCGGGACACAUGUUGGACCUGGACGAGGACGAAGACCUGGAGGUUUUCAGCAAGGACGUGUCGCUGGCGGACGGCGCUCCCGUGCCCAACUCCCCCAGCUCCAUGGCCAACCAGUACGGAGCGGAGGAGGAAGAGGAGGAGGGGGAGGAGCAGCAGCAGGAGGGAGGAGCCGACGAAAAAGACAUCUUCAUCACCGUGGACAACCCCGAGAGCCACGUCACCGCCAUCGAGACCUUCAUCAUGUACAGGGUGGAGACCAAGACCACGCGGGGCGAGUUUGACUCCAGUGAGUACGAGGUCCUGCGGCGUUACCAGGACUUUGCGUGGCUCCGUAGUAAACUGGAGGAAGCCCACCCCACCCUCAUCGUGCAGCCGCUGCCGGAGAAGUUUGUGAUGAAGGGCAUGGUGGAGCGCUUCAACCAGGACUUCAUCGAGAGGAGGAGGAGAGCGCUGGAGCGCUUCCUGAGGAAGACCUCGGAGCACCACGUGCUGACGCACAGCCAGAGCCUCAAGGCCUUCCUCACGGCACAGGACCUGCUGCCCCACAAGAAGCAGGGCCCGGGCUUCCUGAGCCGCAUGGGGGACACGGUGCGCGCCGCGGCCCACGCGGUGCGGGGCCUGAAGAGCCGGCCGGAGGAGUUCUGCCUGAUGCAGGACUACGUGGAGGACUUCAGCAACAAGAUCUGCUCCGUGGACAAGGUCACGCAGAGGAUCAUCAAGGAGCAGAGAGAGUACCUGGAGGAGCUGAAGCAGUACAGCCCCGCCUACGCCCAGUGGGCGGAGUCAGAGGAGAAGCUGGCGGGGCCCCUGAACGGCGUGGCCGGCUGCGUGGAGCGCUGCAGCACGGAGUCGGACCGGCAGAUCCAGCACCUGUCCGAGGUCCUGGUCCCGGCGCUGCACGAGUACGUCCUCUACACCGAGACCCUGAAGGCCGUGAUGAGACGCAGAGACAACAUCCAGGCCGAGUUCGAAGCCAAGAACCUGGCGCUGGCUUCCAGGCGCACGGACCAGGAGGCGCUGCAGGAGGAGGUGGACGGUCUGGCGGGCCGCGUGGAGAUGGCCAACAACGCCUUGAGGGGCGACUGGACCCGCUGGCGGAGCGGCAUGAGAGCUGACCUCAGAUCAGCCUUCCUGUCCACCGCCGAGAAGAACGUGGACUACUACGAGCAGUGCCUGGCUGUGUGGGAGUCCUUCCUCCUGUCUCAGAGAGUGGAGCCCAGAGAGCAGCGAGACGGGGAAGACAUCCAAAUAUAGACUGAACCCAAGCCCUCUCUCUCUCUCUCUCUCUCUCUCUCUCUCUCUCUCUCUCUCUCUCUCUCUCUCUCUGGCCAAAGAAGUAGAUCCCAGCCCACCGUUCCAGUGAUGAUCUCUCGUCUCUCAAGCCGACCCAGAUCUCCCCUGUGAGGUGUUUACAGUCCACUGUGUGCCAAAAGAAGAAGAAGAAGCUCUUCUUCGUUAUGCUUUAUCUUUGUAGAAACAGGAUGUGUGUGGAUGACUCAUGUUGUCAAUAUUUCCCUCGUGUUUCGGGCGUGCUGCGUCCAAAAAGCCAAACUAAUAAUAAUAUUAAUAAUCCCAGAAUGCACCAGGGCUCCACUGGUUGGUGGUAACGUCUCAUUCCGUUACUUGUUUGUUUAAAUCAUUUUCUGGACAAACAAAUGCACAUUAAACCCAAAUGUGUGAUGAACUUCA
This is a messenger RNA of Pseudoliparis swirei, 1894 nucleotides long. RefSeq names its product sorting nexin 7 (gene snx7). The record is from RefSeq and is a predicted model, not a curated record. Gene Ontology annotation, molecular function: phosphatidylinositol binding. The transcript has 9 exons. NCBI's taxonomy places the organism in Eukaryota, Metazoa, Chordata, Actinopteri, Perciformes, Liparidae. Bases 176 to 1459 code for a protein of 427 amino acids.